This is a messenger RNA of Aureobasidium namibiae CBS 147.97, 3960 nucleotides long. Its product is annotated as ABC multidrug transporter SitT. Gene Ontology annotation, biological process: transmembrane transport. Lineage: Eukaryota; Fungi; Ascomycota; Dothideomycetes; Dothideales; Saccotheciaceae. Gene Ontology annotation, cellular component: membrane. Gene Ontology annotation, molecular function: ABC-type transporter activity; ATP binding; ATP hydrolysis activity. The transcript has a single exon. The coding region runs from base 1 to 3960 and encodes 1319 amino acids. The record is from RefSeq and is a predicted model, not a curated record.
AUGGCAGGCUUCAUUCAGAAAAUCGGAGGUUAUCCUCGUCUGCUGCUUGCAGGCAACCCCACAGCACGCGACAUAGGGACGUUACUACUCGGUAUCAUAAGCUCAAUAGCAGCUGGAGUUCCAUUUCCUAUCAUUGGUAUUCUCUUCGGUCAACUUCUGGAUGACUUCAAUGCAGCAACUUGCGAUCAAGCAACCGACGCUGGAGAUGGCGAUCAAAGGAGCAUCAACAACACCAUCUUGAUUAUCUUUUAUCUGGCCAUUGCUCAAUUUGUUUGCAUCUACGUUCAUCUGACUUGCUGGACGCUCAAUGGCGCUCGAUUGGCACAAAGACUUCGUGAGAGUUAUCUCCAGAAUUUGCUCAGACAGGAGCCAUCAUUCUUCGACAAUCUGCCUCCAGGAGAGGUUGCAUCCAGGCUCCAUGGAGAUAUCCAGACCAUUCGCUCAGGUACUGCAGAGAAGGUCGGCAUCUGCCUCUCCAGUGUGUCCUUCUUCGUUACAGCAUAUAUCGUCGCUUUCAUCAAAGACUGGAAAUUGGCGGCAGAACUGCUUUCUCUCAUCCCAGCUUAUUUCAUCAUGUCGAUUGUUGGAAGCCACUACAUCGAAAAGUAUUCUGGCAUGGUCUCGGACUAUGCUGCAUCCGCCGCAUCGAUCGCUUCCGAAGCACUCAACAACAUCAUGGUGGUCCAAGCCUUUGGUGCCAAUGCUCGUCUGGAGAAGAAGUUCUCGGACGCCCUCAGAGCUUCUGAGCACGAAGGCAUCAAAAAGGCUACGGCUGUCGGCAUCCAAAGUGGUGUUUUGUACUUCGUCGCUUACGCUGCCAACGGUCUAGCUUUCUGGCAAGGAAGUAAGCGUAUCGCAGAUUCGGUCGAAGGAAAGCCUGGAGGUACCACUGUUGGUGCCACCUUCACCGUCAUCUUCAUCUUGAUUGAAGCUACCCUGCUUCUCAGUCAAGUCGCUCCAUUCGUUCAUCUCUUCUCAGCAGCCGUCGGCGCCUUCAACAAACUACGUGGAGACAUCGACCGCGAACCUUUGAUCGACGGACAUACUAAGUCUGAACUUGCACUCCCUCAAGCAGGGGCUGGAUUUAAGUUCAAGGACGUUUCUUUCACAUACCCAUCAAGACCUGAGAUUACUGUCCUCGACAAGAUUAGUCUCUCCAUUCCUGCCAACAAACACACCGCCCUCGUUGGUCUUUCAGGCAGUGGCAAGUCUACUAUUGCUGGUCUUGUCAGCAGACUAUACGAUCCUACCGAGGGUCAAAUCACAUUUGAUGGGCAGGACGUUCGCACACUAAAUGCUCGCGAUCUAAGAAGUCUUAUGAGUUUGGUUCAGCAAGAGCCUUCGCUCCUUGAUCGCUCUCUUCUUGAGAACAUUGCUCAUGGUCUUAUCAACUCGAGCGAUCCUGGUCAUGCCCAGUUCAGAGAUAUUCUGCUUGGAUCCGAUCUUGCAGAAGUCGCUGCUGAUAUCCGUGAGGGUACUGAUCUCAUGGCCGCUGCAGAAAAACGUGGCCCUACUGUCGUCGAAAUUGCUGUCUUGGCCAAGAGAGCUGCAACACUCGCCGAUGCAGACCAAUUCAUUGUCGCGCUUCAGCAAGGCUAUGGUACAGUCGUCGGCUCAAGCGGUCGACUGAUUUCCGGCGGCCAGAAGCAACGUAUUGCUCUUGCCAGAGCAUUGAUCAAGAAUCCUGCUGUGCUCAUCCUCGAUGAAGCCACUGCUUCUCUCGACUCAAGAAGUGAGCAGCGUAUCCAGCGCGCUAUCAAUAGUAUCACCAGCGGAAGAACUGUCAUCACCAUCGCUCAUCGCUUGGCAACUAUCACUACGGCAGAUAACAUUAUCUGUAUGCACAAGGGACACAUCCUCGAACAAGGUACUCACUCAGACCUUAUGGCCACCGGAGGAACUUACGCCGAUAUGGUCAAGAUGCAGACUCUUGGAAACAUGUCCGAAACGCACACCGCCAACGCUGACAAUAUCAGUGUCUCCGACCGAACGUCGACAGGCGAUAUCGAGAAGAAGAGCUUGUACGAUGAAACUGCGGAGGCUGAGAAAGCCGAGCUAUACACCACAGAGACACCGGUCAGAGACUCUGCCGAAGAAGAAGAGCCUGAUGAGCUACCCGCACCUCCCAAAUCUCUAUGGGAUCUGGCAAAAGGAUACGGUCCGGCAUUGAGACCACACAUACUCUACAUCUUUGUCGCUUUCAUUGGUUCUGUCUGCGUUGGCGGCGCUUUCUCUGGUGAAGCUGUCAUCUUCGGUAACACUGUUGGCAGUUUGAAUCCUUGCCACAGUCCUAGCCGCAUCCGUAAUCGUGGUGACUUCUUCGGUCUCAUGUUCUUCAUCCUCGCCAUAAUUGAAUUCUUUGCCAACUUGGUCAGUUGGUGUGGAUUUGGCUGGGUCUCCGAAAAGGUUGUGUAUACUGUCAGAGUCUUGUCAUUCAGAUCGCUUUUCGAGCAAGAUCUGCAGUGGCAUCAAUCUGAGGGCCGUACACCAGCUUUACUUCUCUCAUACAUUACCAGAGAUGGAAAUGCUCUGGCUGGCUUCAGUGGCUCUGUUGUUGGAACUCUAUUCUCGAUCACUGUCAACCUUAUUGCUGCCAUCAUCCUCACUCACAUUAUCGCUUGGAGAAUUGCUUUGGUCUGUCUGUCGCUCGUGCCGCUUCUUCUUGGAGCUGGUCUCAUGGAACUUCGUAUCCUCGGCAAGUUUGAAGAGAAGCACGAAACUGCAUAUACCAAGUCUGUGGACAUUGGUGUUGAGGCCAUUACUUCUAUCAAGACCAUUGCGUCCUUCUCGCUUGAAGAAGAGAUUCUUCAUACUUACAGACGCUCGUUGAAGGGCCCUCGCCAGGACACCCUCAAGGUUACUCUGCAAGCCAGUCUCUGUCAAGCAUUGACAUACUUCUUGGGUAACUGCGUCAACGCUCUUGCCUACUGGUGGGGCUCGAAGCAGAUUCUCAACGGCAACUACACCCAAACACAAUUCUUGAUUGUGGUGUUUUCUCUACUUGUCGGAGCAUUGCUGUGGUCGCAGAUGUUUGCACUGGCUCCUGAGAUCUCCGCUGCUCGCAACGCAAUGGCCAGAAUCCUGAGCUUGAUCCAGAUUGGCAAGGACAAGAUGGCAGGACAUGUUCGCCCCCUUAAUAUGUCGCUCGAGGGCAACAAUAUCGAAGCUAUGGCUGAGACUAAGACUGCACAUGUAUCCAAUAACAAGGCUUCCAGUGUUCAGAUGAGAGAUAUCCACUUCUCAUACCCAGCACGACCAGAUGUUAAGGUCAUGAAUGGACUCAACAUCGACAUCAAGCCCGGCCAAUUCGCCGCACUGGUCGGUCCCAGCGGUGCCGGCAAAUCUACCGUUAUCUCUCUCGUUGAGCGUCUCUACGUUCCUCAAUCAGGCUCAGUGCUCAUCGAUGGCCUCGACGUCACCAAAACCCGAGACACAUCUUUCCGCGACAGCAUUGCAUUGGUACCUCAAGAAAGCGUGUUGUUCGAAGGCAGUGUGGCCUUCAACAUCGGCCUAGGCGCUCGUCCCGGCUACACGGCAACACAAGAGGAAAUCCAAGAAGCGUGCAAGUUGGCAAAUAUCCACGAAGUCAUCCUCGCCCUACCAGAAGGCUAUUCCACUCUCUGCGGCCCCUCUGGCAACAGCUUCUCCGGCGGUCAAAAGCAACGUCUCUCCAUUGCUCGCGCCCUCGUCCGCAACCCUAAGCUCCUUAUUCUCGACGAAAGCACCAGUGCUCUCGAUGCAGAGAGUGAAAGGCUUUUGCAGCAAGGGUUGGACAAGACAAAAGCUAAAGGUAUCACGGUGAUUGCGAUUGCGCAUCGCUUGCACACUAUAAAGAAGGCGAAUGUGAUUUUCUUGAUCGAAGGGGGUAGGUGUGUGGAUAGUGGCAGUCAUGAGGAGUUGCUGGAGAGGAGCUUGGAGUAUAGGGAGAGUGUUAUGCAUCAGACUGUCGCUACGGAUUAG